CGCUUUUAUCCUGAUUUACUAUUAUAUAUAUUAUUAUAUAUAUAUUAUUAAUAUAUAGUUCAUUGGAGAAAUUAAAAUAAAUAAAGUAGUAAAAAAAUGAUAAAAAGACCAGGCAGGAAUGAGAGUGAAGAGGAAUUACUUCAGUUUCAAGAAGAAUUUUUAAAGAAGUCUGAAAAACCAUCAGUGACAAUUAAAAAAUUAAAAAAUGACAAAGCCAAAGAUUUUAAUAAUGAAAUUGAUAAUAAUAAAAAUGAAAAAGAGACAACAUGCUUUAAAAAAACUGUGAAAUUUCAAAUCAACGAUGAUGAUAUGGAUGCUGCAAAGAGAUUAGAUGCUAAAGAUAAAGAACACAUUUCAGAAAUCCUUCAGAAUGUUCAAGAAAAGCCUUCUCUAGUUUUUCCAGUCUUUCCUGUUCCAUCUUAUAAGUUGGGAUUUCCAAGUGUACCACAACUCAAUACAGCAAUGAAAAGUGGAGAAGGUCAAAAGAAAUCUCUUUUCGCUCAAAAUUUUAAAAGAUUCAACCCUCAAAACGACUUCGGAACUGUAGACAAUCAACUUUUUGAGAAAGAUAUUCAUGUGCGCAAGGAUAAAAUCAAUCAGAGUGUUGGUUAUCCAGAUGUUAAAAAAGAUGUUUUGUGCAGUGCAUCUUCUGCAGCAUCUUUAGAUCCAACUCAAAAAACUAUACAUGAAGAAAAUCUUGAGAUUAUCAGUAGAUUAAAUAAAGAGCAAAUAUAUGAAGCGCAAAAAAAUUUGCUUUCAACGUUAGAUCCCAAGCUUGUAUCUUUACUGAAAUCUAAAAAUUCGUUAAAAACUGAUUCAUAUAGUAGUGUCACACCGGAUGUAAUUCCAAAUAUACAAAAUGAUAUUACGGAUAAACAACUUGAUAGUUGCAAUGCUAUUGCUGAGCCCGAUAAAAAUAUGUCACCAAAUUCUGAGGAGGAGUUUGAACCUCAUAAAGAGUUUAAUAUUUCUAAAGAUUUUGUGCAUAUGGAUAUAAUAGAGAAGGAAAAAUUGAGUUGGAUGAAAUCUGUUCCUGUUUUGAAAUACAAUGAGGAUGCAAAUUGUUUGCCUCGUUUUGAUUUUGAAGGGAGUUUGGUUAAAGAAAAUAACCAACCAACCUACUCAGGUUUAUAUCAUCAUGGAGAUGAUCCUAGUUUACCUGGUUAUACACUGCUAGAGCUAUUUCAUAUGGUUAGAUCAAAUUUUUCUCAACAAAGAAUAUUUGGGUUGAAGCUUUUGACGAAAGUCAUUGAAAAGUAUUAUCAACAAGAGUUUUAUGGAAAACUUUCAACAGAUUUACUGGCACAAUGUUUAGAUGCUGGGCUUCUUUUUUUGUUAAGGUGGUCAAUAGAUGAUCAUUCAGAACCAAUCUACAGUGCUGCUGUUGCAACCCUUUCACAGAUUUUGUAUGUUAAAAGUGAACAAGAGUUUGUGCAAAAGUUUUUGUUCACUGAAAAUGGCUUUGUACUUCCUCAACUAUGCUUCUACUACAAAAAGAAAGAUGAGGAAAUGACUCAAGAAGAAAAAGAAGAAGAUCGUGAUCUACUUGAUGCUGAACUUGUUAAAGUAGAUGUUGUUAAGGGAUUAUUGCAGAUGCAAAUUUUACCCAGACUAAGAUAUGUAAUUGAGAUUUGUCAUCCAUCAGACAAUGCUAUUUCAAAUUGUGUUUCUGUCUUGAUCAGAAUAGCUCAACAUGAUACCGAAUCUUCUUGGAGAAUUAUGGAUUGUCCACGAUUAACUGAAGUGCUUUAUUCACUUCUUAAGAAUAAGUUCGAAAACUUUAAAACAGCACUAAUGGUAGUUCGCUUUUUUAGAUCAUUGUGCCAAGCUGGAAAAGAGAUAAGUAAAAAAGUUAUGUCUUUAUAUUCGAUUAAUGAUUUAAUAUACAAGUAUGUAUCACUAGAACAAGUUGAUCAUUUGUUUAUGGUAGAAAUUUAUGAGCUUUGGAGAGUCUUACUACAUUAUGGUUUAGCAUCAAAUUUAUUUCAAGAUGUCUACAUGGUUAUUAUGACCAAGGUACAGGGUUUGUGUGCAAACUACUCUCAAGUUGAUGAUUUCUAUGCAGCCUCGAUAAUUCAUGUUGUAGAGAGUGCAAUGCAUAUCACAGAUUCUAGUAAAAUAAGUUGGAUAAUUAUUGAAGGGUUUUUUCCUCUCUUGGUGCAAUGCAUUAAAGCAAUAGAAUCUGAAAUUACUCAAAAAAAACAUCUCAGUUAUCCAAUGUAUGUUUGCUCAAUACUUCAAUCGCUUGCUUCUUAUUGUCAACUAAAGAAUGAUAUGGUAUUAUCUGAAAAUCCGGUGGCCCUUUUAGAAACUGUGGAGUAUUUAUGGGAUGUUGUCUUGAAAUCUUUUAUUAAUUCCUCAUUAUUUUCUCAACUGCUUGAUGAAAUUUGUUUGUUCUCUGAUUUUAAUACAAAAGAGUCAGCUUAUCUAUUUAAUUGGCCAAAAAAUUUACCUUCUUAUGGAACAUAUUCAUUACCUGGCACUUUUCCUUUAUCGUUAGUAAAAGAUUCACCAAUUAGUUUAGUGCAAGGAUUUUUUAAACUAAUUCUUCAGCUGGUGAAGAUUCAUAAAGGUUUAUCUUCAAAUGCAGUUGCAAUUGUUACAAAUCCACAGUUAUUGGUUUAUAUUAAAUUUGUUCUCCAAUCAAAUAUAGUUAAGCACAUUAACACUUUGGUAUCAACAGAAAUAGAAUGUAUUCUUCUUUCACAUUUGUUGGAGCUUUUCAUUGUUGUUGUAAGUAAUGGAAAAAACUGUGGUUUUCAUAUGUUUCAUCCGACUAUUAAUGAUAUCUAUCUACAAUUGUCUUUUUUGAUACUGACUCUCCCUUGUAAUUUUAGUUGUGAUAAUAUUAUUUCUGUAAUGAAGAAUGUCAUAUUUAAUCCUAAGAUGUUUAGAAAGAAGACAUUUAUUUUACAUGGUUCAGAGGAAAGAACAGCUAUGGUAAAACAAAAUGUGGAGCUUGCUUUGAAAGAACUUUCUUAUACUGCAAACAUUUACUUGGAUACCUUUAAAUUAAAAUCACUGAAUAAGGAAAGAACAAGUUUUUUGUACAAAAGACAAAGUUUACUUCCAACAGAUUGGAUGUUUUAUCCUAUAGUAAAGCUCUACAAUAGUUCAUUAAAUAUUGAGCAUGGUGGUGGAAUUAUCAUUAAUGCAAGCAUUAAAACAGUCGAAAUAAUUCGAUAUUGUGUACAGUUCAUACUAAUGCUUGAAGUUACUUGUAGUUCUAUUUUAUCUGAUGUUAGCGAGACCUUAAGGUUUACAAGAUUUAUGUGCCUAUUUCUUUCAGAAGGUUGUGUGUUUACAGAUCAAAUCCUAGUGCCAGUUCUGUCAUCUUUGAUGGUUGUUUAUUCAGCACCAGGUUUCCAAUCUUACUUAGAUUUUGAAGUUGAACUUCCUGGGAUAACAUCAUAUUAUGAUUUGUACACAAAUUUACUGAGUCAAUAUCUAUCAUCCUCAUUUGGAGAUCCUACCUUUAGUAAUUUAGUACUAGUUCCUAUGCAAUUAAAGCAUGAUGUGAAAUUCAGACGUGCAGUGUGGACUGAGUUUUGUGAUAUUUUAAGAAUGUUUCCGUUGCCUAUUUUACAGGUUAGUAUCGAUUUGAAGAAUUUCUUGACAUCUGAUACAGAACAUGAAGAAAUGAUUGAAAUCUAUUUUUAUGCAAUGGAACAAAAGAGAGUCAGGAUAUCCUGGUGCCCUAUAUUCUAUUUAAUUGCUGUUCAUCACAUCAAUCAAUACAUUUUUAACCCAAAUGCUGCUCAUGAUAUUUCAAAACGAGCUUUUAUGCUCAAAAAAGUUCUUUUGUUUAAUGACAAGGACUUACGAGAUGAUAUUGUUCUUUACGAAACCUUGGACAUUAAUAACUUAAAAGGUUUUAGAUUGCUUUCUCAGAUACCCCCAUCACGAGAAUUAUUUAUUAGAGAACUAUCUAGUUGAUGCAAUACAGUUUGUUGUCUUCUUUAUUUAAAAAAAAAAGACUUGGGAGUGAAAUGAUUACUGUUUGGCAUGAAAUUAUUACUGUUUCCCAUUUUCUUAGUAUUCUUAGCCUAUCGGAUUUGCUUUAACAAUUACUCUGUUAAGAACUCUUAUUGAUCAGAAAAAUUGUUACCAAACACUAUAUUACGUAGACAUGCUAGUUAUAAACACUAUAUUACGUAGACAUGCUAGUUAUAAAUUUUAUAUGGAAAGCUUUUUUAAAGAACACACAAGAAAUACUUUGUUGCUAAGUAAUUAAGUUACAGCAACGUUCAUACAGCAUUAAAGGAUAUAAUCUUUUCUAUUUGUAUACAAAUGAAGUAUGUGUAACCAUGUACUGUGUAAUAUAAUCAGUUAAAGAAUUACUUGAACGUUUA
This is a messenger RNA of Hydra vulgaris (swiftwater hydra), 4352 nucleotides long. RefSeq names its product RNA polymerase II-associated protein 1. The record is from RefSeq and is a predicted model, not a curated record. Gene Ontology annotation, biological process: transcription by RNA polymerase II. NCBI's taxonomy places the organism in Eukaryota, Metazoa, Cnidaria, Hydrozoa, Anthoathecata, Hydridae.